AUGAAACACUUUCCUAUCACCUGUAAGGUUCUCGCCGUUGUCAUGGCAUGCGCUAGCGCAGUGAUUGCCGACAAUCCCCUAGCUACACCGGACCAAAAGGAGUUGGAUGCACUUGCAAUUGAGCUCAAUCAAAAUUAUGAUUUUGUUGUACUCAAAGCCGAAGCGAAAGUCGCAUAUCAAACUGCCCAUGGGCUUCCGAUCAGUGAUGAAGCAGCUUCUCGUCUCGACGCAGCCAUCGACGAAUUGGCUUUCAGUGCUCUCCAAAAGGCCAUAAACACGGACCCAUAUUACCCUAAAGCAUAUUGGGUCGAUGCCGGUCCUCGAAGCUGGUUUGGUCUUGAUGUCCCUGGUGGUCGAUACUCAUACGACAAUCCAGAUUGUAUCUAUCGCACAAUUCCAAUCGACGACAGUUUAAGUUAUGUGAUUCAAGGAUACCGCCACACUCCCGGUCCUACAGAUGUUACGUUCUCUUUGAUCAGCGACCCAAACUCCCAGAAUACCGUCGCACAUCUAUCAGGUUCUGAUUUGGUCAUUGAGGAUGACGGUUCAUACACAAUCACCAUCAACAGCUCGUCUGCCGAUGGUGCAAAGAAUCACAUUCAGUCUACUUCAUCGGGCACGCAGCUUUUUGUCCGAAAUAACUUAGGCGAUUGGCAGACCGAAAAACCAGACAACAUCUCCGUUGUGUUGGUCGACGAUGCCUCGGGACAGGAUCCAAUAAGCGAAGCAAAAAUCAUCAGCACCGCAAGAUGGAACUUGCAGGAAUCAAUCGUGGACUAUGGGGUUGGCGCAUUGGGCAUCAAGACAACGAUCAACAAAUUAAACACCCUCAACGCGCCAACUCAGUCCAGCACCCUCGGCACUUUAACGAGCCAGGCGAGCUCCUUCGGCCAUUUCAAGUUAGGCGACCAAGAGGCUCUUGUCGCUACAAUUACUCAAGGGGAUGCGGAUUAUUUUGUCUUUCCCUGGACGGACCCUUGGAUGAUUACAACCGAGCCAGGAAACAGUCAAGUCAGUUUGAACAAUAUUCAAGCUUCUGUCAACGACAAUGGAACUUAUACGUUUGUGGUAUCUCUUGAGGACCCGGGUGUCUACAACUGGAUCAACACAACUGGCCUAACUGAGGGGACAGCCAUGGUGCGCUGGCAAGGCUUGUCUGAUGAUGCUACUUCCUCAUCCAAUCCCCCCGCUAUAGUUGCUCAAGUAGCCCAGUUGUCCGAGCUGAAAUCUAUCCUACCAUCGGAGACAAGGUUUGUGACAACCGAGGAGCGCUCACAACAACUAAGUGACCGCCGUUCGGGAUACAAUCAAAGAACUGCAACAUGA
Penicillium manginii is the source of this 1326-nucleotide messenger RNA. RefSeq lists its product as uncharacterized. The record is from RefSeq and is a predicted model, not a curated record. The transcript has a single exon. The coding region runs from base 1 to 1326 and encodes 441 amino acids. NCBI's taxonomy places the organism in Eukaryota, Fungi, Ascomycota, Eurotiomycetes, Eurotiales, Aspergillaceae.